AUUUGGCAUCUCAGUUAACUGAUGGAUCUUGUUUGUUAGGCUGUCCUCCAGAAUCUCUGACCGCCUCUGAACCUUUAACAAAAGUUCUUCCCUUUCUUCAGCCUUGAUCUUCUCAUUGCUCAGAAGUUCUUGUUGACACUUCAAUUCCUUCUCAGUUUCGAGAAUCAUCUGCACAAGGACUGCUGCUCAAUGGAUACCACCCGAUCCCCUUGUCUCCACUGCUGUGAAAAUAUGCCUUAUCAACACUCUCCUGCAGGUUCAUCUCCAGUUUGCUCUUCUCUGCUUGAAGUCAAUCUAGUAAAGAUGUGGGACUUCUGAAAUCUGCAGCCCCCGUAAAAAUUAAGACUAAAGGUGGUAUACCCCCAGCAGUUAAGCAGUAUCCUAUCGUAGCAGAAGCUAUUCCUAGUAUCACUAAACAAAUACAGAAUUUUUUGGAUAAGGGCAUUUUAAGACCUACUGUUAGUCCUUUUAAUACUCCCAUUUUACCUGUAAAUAAAAAUCGAAAGGAUGAGGAUGGAAAUCCUGAGUAUCGGUUUGUUCAGGAUUUACGAGCUGUAAAUGAAUAUGUAGAACCCCCACAUCCAGUAGUUCCCGAUCCUUCUACUAUCCUUACAAAAAUACCAAUUUGGGCGAAAUACUAUACUGUUUUGGAUUUGACCGGAGCUUUCUUUACAAUACCAAUUGACCCUGACAGCCAGAGUUUAUUUGCCUUUACAUGGGAAGGUCGCCAGUAUACCUGGACCAGACUUCCUCAAGGAUUUACUGCUUCACCAACUUUGUUCUCUCAAAUAUUAAAGAGAGACUUACAAGAUCUGGAACUACCGGCUGGGUCAGAAUUGAUACAAUAUGUGGAUGAUUUGUUAAUUGCAAGUAAAGAUUAUGACAGUUGUGUAAAAGAUACUAAAUAUGUAUGUCUUAGAUUAUAUGAGAAAGGACAUAAAGCAUCUCUCUCCAAAUUGCAGUUUUGUGAGCCUGAGGUAAAAUAUUUAGGGUUUAUACUAGCCGAAGGUACUAGGAAAUUAGAUCCAGAUAGGGUACAGGCAAUUCAGGAAAUCGCUAGACCUUUGACUAAGAAACAAAUGAGAGCCUUUCUUGGACAAGCUGGAUAUUGUAGACCGUGGAUACUGGGUUUUUCAGAGAUUGCAAAACCUUUGGUAGAGACUACUAAAGAUGUGAGCCCAGAACCCAUACCAUGGACGAAAGAAUUGGAAACAGCUUUUAUGUCCAUGAAGACUGCCUUGGUAAAUGCUCCAGCUCUUGGGUUACCAGAUUACAAAAAACCUUUUAAAUUAUAUGUAACAGAGAACAGAGGAAUUGCAAAGGGAGUAUUAAUUCAGAAGCAUGGACCCUACGAACGUCCUGUAGCAUACUAUUCUGUUACCUUGGACCCAGUUAUCAGAGGAUCUCCAUACUGUCUGCGAUCUAUUGCCGCAGCUGCUGAGCUGGUGGAAAAGGCAAGGAAUAUUGUGCUAGGCCAUUAUCUCAUAGUUGCUGUUUCCCAUGAGGUUGAACUUCUACUAACCAAAUAUGCAGAAAAAGCACUCUCUGCACAAAGGACACACAGAUAUGAAAUGAUCCUUUUGCUAACGGAGAAUGUCAAACUUGAGAGAUCAAAGACUCUUAACCCUGCUACCUUACUCCCAGUGACUGAACCUGAAAGAUCACACGACUGUGUAGCUGUCUUGAAAACCAUAAGCAAGACUAGAGAAGAUUUGAGGGACACUCCGGUGGAACACCCUGAUUUGAAUCUCUUUACUGACGGAUCUUCCUUUUAUCUUCACGGUAAGAGAUUUACGGGCUUUGCAAUAGCUACUGAAAAGUUUGUUCUCAUUGCUGAACCCUUGCCACCGACAUUAGGAGCUCAAGCUGCAGAAUUGAUAGCACUAACCAAAGCAGCAUUGUAUGCUAAGAAUAAACGAGUUAAUAUUUACACUGACUCGAAGUAUGCCUAUGGCAUUUGUCAUGCAGUCGGUGCAUUGUGGAAAGAAAGAGGCUUUCUAACAUCUGCAGGUAAAACCAUUGCACAUGGGUCUUUGAUUAAUGACUUGUUGUUGGCAAUACAAGAGCCAAAGGAAGUUGCGGUAAUUUAUAUACCUGCUCAUACGAAGCGCACUGAUCAGCUUGCGACAGGUAAUUUUCUUGCAGAUGCCGCAGCACGAGCCGCCGCUACUAAAAAUUACCCCACGACUGAAGUUGUGGUUGCUAAUUUCUUUUCUAUCCCAAACCCUGAUACCCUUUAUCGCGAUGUCCCGACCACCGAAAUGGAAGAAUGGAAGAAGACGCAAGCCGUGCAAGAUAAAGGGACCUGGACCCUGGAUGGUAAACCUCUAUUGCCCAGAAGGAAAUCAUUCCUCGAUAUGGCGUACCUGAGGUGA
Molecule: messenger RNA, 2375 nt
Organism: Tyto alba (common barn owl)
Lineage: Eukaryota; Metazoa; Chordata; Aves; Strigiformes; Tytonidae
Product: protein NYNRIN-like
Exons: 5
Coding region: 1080-2375 (431 amino acids)
Molecular function (GO): nucleic acid binding; RNA-DNA hybrid ribonuclease activity
Source: RefSeq, a predicted model, not a curated record